This is a messenger RNA of Aspergillus costaricaensis CBS 115574, 315 nucleotides long. RefSeq lists its product as uncharacterized. NCBI's taxonomy places the organism in Eukaryota, Fungi, Ascomycota, Eurotiomycetes, Eurotiales, Aspergillaceae. The coding region runs from base 1 to 315 and encodes 104 amino acids. The record is from RefSeq and is a predicted model, not a curated record. The transcript has 3 exons.
AUGAUCGGGGAAAAGGCUGCGGACGAAUGGGUGGCCCGGAUGGCAUAUCUCAAACCACCGGGAUGGGAAAGGGUUGAAACAGGAUCUUCAAGGAAUGAAGAAGGGAGAAAGAUUGUAAGAUGGGGGAUGUGCAAGUUGGAAGUGGAUGAUGACUCUCUCUCGUGGAUCCCCUCCCACACAGUCAGAAAUACUACUAGCCACGCAGUUGAUGCCCAAGUGGGCUGGACUGGUCAUGUUUUUGAGACUGAAAACGGAGUCAUGGCCAUGAUUGGCUGCGAUGCACGUCAACUGCAGCUUGACCUGGCAGUCAAGUGA